GUCUCCCUCUCUAUCAAAGCAAAGAAAAACCUCUCUCUAACUCGCUGUGCACAGAAAACCUUUAUCAGCUGCCCCGUGAGUUUUUGUCCAGAAGGGGAGCGCUCUCCCUCUAUUCACAACUCCAGCAAAGAGCAAAAAGAGAAGGAAAAAAAAAAUAGGUAACCCGAAAGUGGGCAAAUGUUCUCCCACCGACGAAUCAUUAUUACUUCUUUUCUCAGCCGCCAUUUCUUCUUCGCCUGAGAAUCUGAGCAUUUUGUGCAAAAGGAUCGCUGAUUCGCUGCAGAAGGAGUGAAUAUUGAGAGGUUCAGAUUCGCAGAGAAAACUCAACUUGGGUUUUCCCUUUUUACCAUUUCUGGGUGUAGAAUAAUGAAUGGUGCUACGGAUUGCUUCGACUCUGAGUUCGUCGAAGUUGAUCCCACUGGAAGAUACGGCAGAUAUAAUGAAAUUCUGGGCAAGGGAGCUUCAAAGACAGUUUACAGAGCGUUUGAUGAAUAUGAAGGGAUUGAAGUGGCAUGGAACCAAGUAAAGCUCUACGAUUUCCUCCAAAGUCCUGAAGAUCUCGAGAGGCUCUACUGCGAAAUUCAUCUACUAAAGACGUUGAAGCACAAGAACAUAAUGAAGUUCUGUACUUCCUGGGUGGACAUUGUAAAUAGAAACAUCAAUUUCGUGACUGAAAUGUUCACUUCUGGGACUUUGAGGCAAUAUCGGCAGAAGCACAAAAGAGUCAAUAUUAGAGCAGUGAAGCAUUGGUGUAGGCAGAUCUUGAAAGGGCUCCUAUAUCUCCAUAGCCAUGACCCACCUGUGAUUCAUAGAGAUCUCAAGUGUGACAACAUCUUCAUCAAUGGAAACCAGGGUGAAGUGAAGAUUGGAGAUCUUGGACUUGCUGCUAUCCUAAGGAAAUCUCAUGCUGACCAUUGUGUUGGAACACCAGAGUUUAUGGCGCCUGAAGUUUAUGAGGAGGCAUAUAACGAAUUGGUUGAUAUAUAUUCCUUUGGAAUGUGCAUAUUGGAGAUGGUCAAUUUCGAAUAUCCCUAUAGUGAAUGCACUAACCCGGCUCAGAUAUACAAGAAAGUCAUCUCUGGUAAAAAGCCUGAAUCUUUAUACAAAGUGAAGGAUCCAGAAGUGAGGGAAUUUGUGGAGAAAUGCUUGGCCACUGUUUCCCUCAGGCUUUCUGCUAGGGAGUUGCUGAACGAUCCUUUCUUACAAAUCGACGAGUAUAACCCCGAUCUCCAGUUAUUAGAUUAUGGAAAGGAUGUCGAGGAGAUUAGUCCCUAUAUGAGGCAGCCCUACCUUGAUCUUCAUGACGGCAUGUAUUCUUCCUACAAUAACAGAUAUAGUUAUGAUGCUCAUAAUGAAGUGGAGUACAAUCAUCCUGCUGAAAUGGAGCAUGCAGGGAUUGAACUCUUUGAGUAUCACGAUGAUGAAGACGACGACGAUGAUCAUCCUCCCAACAUUGAUAUCCGUAUUAAGGGCAAGAGGAGAGAUGAUGGUGGCAUCUUCUUGAGACUUCGUAUUGCGGACAAAGAAGGCCGUAUUAGGAAUAUCUAUUUCCCAUUCGACAUUGAAACAGAUACAGCAAUGAGUGUAGCGACUGAAAUGGUUGCAGAACUCGAUAUAACCGAUCAAGAUGUGACUAAAAUAGCAGACAUGAUAGACGGUGAGAUUGCUUCCUUUGUACCAGGCUGGGGGCCAGGGCCUGAAGGUCUCAACGAGAUGCCUCGUUUUGCGAAUCAAACUAUCUGUCAGAACUGUGCCUCAACUCGAACCUCGACCGGAUCGCUCAUUGAUUUUAUGUCCAGCAACCCGUGUUGUAGAAAUGGCUGUGCUUCAAUGCAUGGCAGGUUUGAAGAGGUGACUUUCCAACCCGAGGAUACAGAUCAUCAUCAAUGUGCUUCAAAUGCUAGAGCUCGCUCGCAUCAUCAUCGACACACAUGGUACCAGCACGAGAGCCGUGACAUCACUCCAGCAGGGUCCGGGACCAGCCAUUCGGAUGAAGAGUAUGAGAAGCUCGUUCUUAAGCAUGUCAUGGAGAAUAGUGAGAUUGCUUCUCCUCCAAAGAAGUCUGCUCAACAUGCUAGGGGUUCAGGGUCUUUCCGUGAGCUGGCUUCAUUGUACAGAGACCUUGCAGAAUAUGGUGACGAGAACGAUAUACAGCAUGAACUACGAUGGCUCAAAGCAAAGUACCAGAUUGAGAUGAGGGAAGUCAAAGAUCAUCAGUUGGGAAUUCUGACCACGCCCGUUACGAAUUCAAGCUCCAGGGAAGAUGGAACAUUGAAUGGUGGCAAGGGUUUGUCUUGUUCGGUAUUGCAGUCGGCAUUGAAUUCAUUACAACAGCAAGACCAGUGUUGUAACGAUAUCAGCAAGAGGAGCUCCACCAUUUGUCAAGCUCACCAAGCUUCGACAAGGGAUUCCCCAGCAGAUGAUGAACCUAUCUUCACUGCCAAGAGCUUCUAUACUGGUUCGUUUCUUCCACACUCUCUUCACAGGACUACUUCCCUGCCAGUCGAUGCUGUUGACGUAUAGUGUACAUCUUUGUUAAGUAGUUCCACUGAUUUUUAGAUUAGUAUCUUCUCUUUUUGCCCCCCACAUAUACUCAAAAUUAUAGAGGCUCUUUUCCCCCCUCCACAAUUGGAGUUCCCUCACAGACUGUCACAGUGACUUGGUAUUUUUUUUUUUUUUGGGCUGAUACUGAUUCUGCCAGCAUUUGUUUAAGAUAUACAUAGCAGGAAAAAGGGAAGAGUGAGUAACAAUAAUAAUGCAUCUGAAAGUCAAGGACAUGAAAUUAUUGCUAUCAUUGCUAUUAUGUGACUGGUUGUUCAUGUAGCAAUUGCAACAACCCUGAGAAAUAGUUGCAGAGCUGUGAGAUCUUCUCAUCAAGCUAUGAUUGUAAAUAAGGUUGACAUCAUUGGUUUGGUAAUGGUUUGAGAACAAAACCAUAAUGGAGAUCGAGCUGAAGAGACUGAAGUCUGAAAGUGAAUUUGGUGUCCAGUACCAGGUUGAGCUGGCUGCCAGUCUGAUAAUUGGUUAGUUUGUGUUGGGACCAACGAAAACAAAAUGAAGAAACAAGAUUGAAUCAAAGAUAAGAAUUAUAUAUUCGAACCACCAUUUUAUGGGAAGAGGUGUGAAUGUGACAAUCAUUGAGUAGACACUUGUGGGGUGUAGUGACCCAAUCCCAUGUGCCAUAUGUGUUUGCCUUCGAAAGAAAUUGCCUUCGUAAUGCCAAGAUCACAGCCUAACUUGAACAAAGUAUAAGACAAAAACUUGAGGUAAUUUUGUUGUGCAAGGGGAAUGAUUAGAGAACAAGCUUUUGCAUAAUUAGUGCGGUUUUAUACACACUUUUGUACCUGUUUGAUUAAGUUUGUCAUGAUCUGAUCUUAGUUGAUUUCUACAAGACAGUUGGGCAGGUGGGAUUAAAUAUGGGUCAAUUGAUUUUUAUACCGAAGAGUACUAAAGUGAUUCGAACAUGGAACUUCAGGUUAGCAGGUAUUACUAUUAGUUCAAAUCCUUGUUCACCAUUUUUAUAUAAUUAUUAAAGUUUGGAAGUACUUUUAUAUAAUUAUUAAAGUUUGGAAGUAAGGAUGACAAUCAACCCGGUAAUUAUGUGUAUCCGAUCGUUCUCAAUUAAGUCAAUGCAAGAAAUUCUCGCAUUAACUGGGUAUGGGUUAAACCUUAUCCGCAAAAAGUUUAAUGUAUUAUGAGGCAGAUAUGAUUUUAGCAUCCCGUCUCAUACUCGUACUCAUACCUAUAUCCUCCCCAUCAAGAGUACUUUAUCCACAUAUAAAAAACAUAGGGAUUAAAUUGUAAUAUGUCACUGAUUGUAAGAGGGUAAAUAAAAAAAUAAAUAGUAGAAAUGUAAUUGACUGACCACAAAAAAGUAAAACCUCUUAAUUCUCUCUUCACUCUUACUCCCCCUGUUAACAAGAUUAUGGUAGUUAUUUGAUACUUGAUACAUGUAUCAAAGUCAGAGAUGAAUAAUUUUAAUAGUAUUGUACUUUAUCUCAUGAAUUAAUGAGUGUUUUAGGAUCAUAUAUUUUGAAUCGAAUUAAGAAAUAUUGUAUUUUGUUGAUAAUUUAUUAGAUCCGUUUGGUGUUAUAAUUGAAAAUCUAAUGGUAUAAAAUAAUUAGGGUAGUAUGGUAGAGCAUUAUCCAUGGGUGUUCGAAAAUAAAAAAUACGGAGAUAUGCAUGGUUUCAAAACCUUUUUUGCAUGAGUAUGAGAAGAACAUGGAUGUAAAUUUUUGAAAAUGAAAUUAUUUACCCCCUAUUCCCGAAGAAAGGGAGGAAAACGAAGGGGAGGGGAAGGGAAGCGAAUUAGGAGGGAAUGGACUCGUCAAGGAAAUAGGAAGAAAAAUGUUGUUUUAUGGAGAAAAGUGGGAAGAAAAUUGUCUAUUAGGAAUUGUGAUAGAUAUGUUAUUUUAUUGAGUAUGUAAUAGGAAAAUAAUUUGAUUAUAUAUAGAUAUUAUUUUCAUUGCUUAUGAAUUUGAAUUAAAAUUUUACUUUCUUGCUAAUUUUGUUCACUAUUAAAAAUCAAAAGUAUAUCAUUUGAAAAAAAAGUGUCAACCUAUUAUUAAAAUUUUGUUUGCUAUUUUGUUGAUUUAUCAACAUAGCAACUAAAAACAUAAACAAAUAACACAUCACACUACACAUACAUAAAUCCUUCUAAAAGUAGGCUAUCGCUAAUACUAGACAUAUAUAAAUUCGUUUAAAAUAGGGUGACCACACAUUAUUCGUAAUGAUUAAGAGACUAGGUGAAAUUUAUGUAGUUAUCUGAAUAAUUUAAUGAAUAAUUUGAUUUCAACUAAUUUAUUAAUUUCUUAUCGCGGCGGAGCACGAGCGAAAAAACUAGUAAAUCACUAGAACGACAAAAAAUUAGUCAAAAUCACGUCUAACCAUCAUCCCCAUAUAUGGUUUGGGUCUUAUCCGUAUUUAUUAAAAUCAAUGCUAUGAUCGAUUAAAUUGCAUCUCGGUCAAAAGCUCCCAUUAAUCAUUUUUUAAUGAUACACUUAAUCAUUUUUAAAAAUCCCCGACUAAUCGUUUUUAACUAUAAUUAAUGUAACAUUCCGAACCUUUUCCCGACGAAGAUAUUGUUCGCUUCGGCCCUCGGCCCUCACGGUUUUUGACUUGUGGUGCAAUUCAAGGUAACUUCCCAUAAGGUCACCCAUCCUUGUUGUACUACACACCGAGCACGUUUAACUUCAAACUUCUCACAAGAACUCCUCCAUUUCACCCCAAAACAUGUCUUGUCAGUUAAGGUUGGUUUCUUACUUAUGAACCAUGGAUCUCUCCAGUGCUUUGUCGAUGUGGGAUAUGCCUAAGGUGUUACAUACAUCCCCUUGGGACUCAACGUCCUCGUUGAGGUUUGCCCCACCAACGUUCAAGAGGGACGCAUAGAGGCUCUGAUAUCACUUGUAAUAUUCCGAACCUUUUCCUGACAAAGAUAUUGUCCACUUCGUGCCUCGGCCCUCACGGUUUUUGACUUGGGGUGCAAUUCAAGGUAACUUCCUAUAAGAUCACACAUCCUUGUACUCCACACUAAGCACAUUUAACUUCAGAGUUCUCACAAGAACUCCUCCAUUUCAUCCCAAAAUACGUCUUGUCAGUUAAGAUCGAUUUUUUACUUUUGAACCAUGUAUCUCUCUCGUGCUUUGUCGAUGUGGGAUUUUCCUAAGGUGUUACAAUUAAUCUCCUCGUUCUAUACCCACUUUCACCAAACAUUGGCAACAAAUAGCGAAGAAACAUGACUUUGGCAAAAAAAAAAAAAGUUAAUAACAUUUUAUAUCUCUCUACUAUUGCAAAUUAACAAAUGUACAGUUAUACUAUAUUUUUGCACAAACAUACACUUCUAAUAUUGAAAUGUAACCGGCCUUAACUGACAAGACGCGUUUUUGGGUGAAAUGGAGGAGUUCUUAUGAGAACUCUGAAGGUAAACGUGCUCAUUGUGGAGUACAACAACGAUGAGUGACUUUAUGGGAAGUUACCUUGAAUUGCACCUUAAGUAGAGGGCCGAGGCCCGAAGCAGACAAUAUCUUCAUUGUAAAAAGGUUCGGGAUGUUAACAUUUUUGUUACGUUUCAAUAUUAGAAGGGUAUGUUUGUGCAAAAUAUAGUGUAAGGAUACAUUUGUUAAAUGUCAAUAGUAGAGUGGUAUAAAAUGCUAAAUAGCGAAUACAAACUAACCCAGACCUAGCCACAAAUAAAAUAAUAGGUCAAAUAUGUUUAAGUUAAUUAGAAAAACAAAAUAAAAGGUUCAACGUCAGCUUUUCUCUCCGAUUUGGAGGGCACCCAACACUGUGAAACUUCCCCAAAUUUUUUCACCCCGUUACUGUAUUGCAUAUGGAGAACGGCGAAAAAGCCUCGGGAAUAACCUUUUCCCCCACAAACUUUCCUUUCCGUCAUUUUCCCCCUUAAAAAAUACAGGGUAGGCAAUCCCACCUUAUUCCUCCCUAAUUGGAAGCUAUUUAUUUAUUUGGAUGAUAUCGAUUAUUACAUUCAAUGAACUGAUAAUGAAUUUUGGGGUUGGGUAUGGGGCAGGCUGGCACUUGCUACUAGCAUUUUUUCAUAUUAUCCAUAUCCCCCAAUCAUAUUGACAGAAUCGUCCGGGUACUGAUAAUGAAGCUCGUGCUUCCUUCCCAAGUCUCCAAUUUGGACACCUCAUCACAUCAUCAGCUCUCUGCAUAGUCCAUACACAAAUCCCAUUUAAGCUAAUUAAUCAACUGUAAUAUGUUUAUUUAUUUAUUUAUCAUAUUAAUAUCGCACGUUACUGUUUCUAUAUACCCGAACUCAAAGGGUUUGCUACCAUCUACACGAGCCUUUUAAAUGAGUUCGCAUAUUAUAUGUGUAUACUACCUUAUUUUGUUCAAAAUAUAAUUGUUGUUUGAAUUUUCGAAAUGGACAGUUUUGUCUUAACUUUAGAAGAAAAAGAACAAAUUUGCCUCAAAAUUGGAGUUAACCGUCGAGACUAAUAGUGGAACAUUUUGACCGAUAAUUAAUUAGCCAAAAAAUGCUAACAUGACUAAUGCAUGGCUGUCACAUUAUUGAACAAAAAUUUAUUUAUAUUUUCUUUUUAAUUUCGUAACUAGCCCAAAAACCAAAUCAAAUAGCAGAAAAGGUGUAUCGAGUCCCUCAAUCACAUCCCUCUCUAUUCAAAGUUUCAAACACAUUCCCUUCCCCCUCAAACCCUUGGUCCUCCUAACCUUUCUAAUCAAUUCUCAGGAUUUCGAAAGCUUCCACUCCAUCUUAUUGUGUCGGCUAAUCCCUUUCCCUCCCCGAACAGUACCUCUUCAAGUGAGAGUACGCAAUGGAAUAAAAUGGUUGUUGUCUUUGAUACAUUUCCUCUUCGUCUUUCCAGGAUGAAAGUUGGCGGCAUGUUCAACACAUACAAGUCAAACGAGAAAAGGUGUUUCCAGUGAAGGACAGGUGAAUAACGCGUAAGAACCUGCCUUUGAGAGGGGAACAACAUUUGGAAAUGGAUGCUAAUACCCCGUAGGCCGAGGACCAAUUUGGCCCCUUCUCGUUAUCUCCGCCGCCGUUGUUCAACGGUAACCAACAAUAAAACACUACAACAAGAGGAGGAAAAGAACUUAUGAUUCCACUUCCUUGUCCUUAGGGUUUGCAAGAAAAUGGAGUCCAAAAGCAAACUUAGAAGCAAAGUGAUACGCCUCCAAAAAAUAGAAUCUAGUGGUUUUCCAAGAAGGAACCAACUAUAUUGGAAAGAAAAAAGGAGUGCAAGUGCUUGAGAAACCCUCACUCAUUUCUUUGUAUGAAACGACAAUGCCCAUAUAGAGAUCACACCCUAUUUCAACUCAUAUCAUGUGUUGAUGGAACAGAUAUAGGUGGAGACACUGGGGGAAUCGAUAAUAUCGAAAAGGGUGAGGUUGGAGAUGAGAGGGUUGAGCGCCAUAAUAAAGAGCCCAUCAAAGU
Messenger RNA from Linum trigynum, 7915 nucleotides. The record is from the annotation of a GenBank genome assembly. Lineage: Eukaryota; Viridiplantae; Streptophyta; Magnoliopsida; Malpighiales; Linaceae.